Lodderomyces parapsilosis is the source of this 264-nucleotide messenger RNA. It is a transcript of the gene ACB1, whose product is annotated as long-chain fatty acid transporter. Gene Ontology annotation, molecular function: long-chain fatty acyl-CoA binding. The coding region runs from base 1 to 264 and encodes 87 amino acids. Gene Ontology annotation, biological process: fatty acid metabolic process. NCBI's taxonomy places the organism in Eukaryota, Fungi, Ascomycota, Pichiomycetes, Serinales, Debaryomycetaceae. The transcript has 2 exons. The record is from RefSeq and is a predicted model, not a curated record.
AUGGUUUCAGCAGAAUUCGAAGAAAAAGCAAAUACCGUGUCCAAUUUGGCCAAAAGACCAUCCGAUGACGAAUUGUUGAAGCUCUACGGUCUCUACAAGCAAGCUACCGUUGGUGACAAUACUACAGACAAGCCAGGUACUUUUGAUUUCAAGGGUAAGUACAAAUGGCAAAGCUGGAAAGAUUUGGAGGGAACCCCACAAGAGGAAGCUGAGAAGAAGUACAUCGAAUAUGCAGUGGAAUUGAUCAACAAAUACAACAACUAG